Bombus pyrosoma is the source of this 5951-nucleotide messenger RNA. It is a transcript of the gene shakB, whose product is annotated as innexin shaking-B. Lineage: Eukaryota; Metazoa; Arthropoda; Insecta; Hymenoptera; Apidae. Gene Ontology annotation, molecular function: gap junction channel activity. The transcript is spliced from 6 exons. Gene Ontology annotation, cellular component: gap junction; plasma membrane. The record is from RefSeq and is a predicted model, not a curated record. Bases 1562 to 2719 code for a protein of 385 amino acids.
UCCGCGCACCACGUGUGUCUGUCACCGUGUCCGAAUACUCGUUCCGUCCUCUCGUUGCUCUGGUUUUUCCAUUUUUAUCCAUUUUUAUCCACCCAUUUAUCCUGGAAAUAUACAGUUAUUUCGGAGAAAAGAAAAAUCAGCACCCACUUACCAGAUCGCGCGUGCCAAACAAGUUGGAAUUAACUGUGGAAGAACGUGCUUAGCAGCUCGUUAUAGAAACGCGCGACAAACAUGACAGAACGUGGAGAAGAUCCUAAAGGAAGAUGAAAAUGAGGAAAAUUGAAAGAAUGGCAGCUUGAGAGGUAGAAAGGUCGAAAAUCGGCGAAAUACGUAUACUGUGAAGUAUUGAGUGAAAAAUUGUGGUUAAUCACGAUGAAGAAACCGAUACGGGCCGACAGUGACGAACAUUAUUUCUCUACGCGUUUGCUGUUCCCUGUUAAAGAUUUGAAGGAUUACGUAAUGAUACACGCAACCUGCAGUAAAAAUCGUACACAUUCUGUGAAUAUUUAGAUAAAAUUGAUAGAAAUUUGGAACGUUUUUGAGAAAACUGUCUCGAAUAUUUCCCCGCGUUAGAUCAAAAGACAAACUGAAUAGUCGGGAUGAGAAAUUGUCGAUCGUUUAACGUAAAAAAUAUUCUGAUCAAAUAAUCACGGUAUAUCAUUUAGAAAUAUUCGUCUUUUCUAUCGGACAUUUAUCGAUAUUAAAUCGGCAGAAUGAUAUUUCAACGCAAAUUUCUUACAACAACGCGCGUUAUCGUUUUUAUUUAACGUUCUCCAUCCGGAAAAUGUAUCGUUCAAUUUGAAUUUUAUGAAUUCUCUAACCGUCAGCUUCUAUUCUUAGAUUUUAAUCAUCGACAUACACAGCGUCAACUUCGAUUGCAAUAAUAAUUCAAAGUAAUGCUAAUUACAAGUCUAGUAUGCUUGCAGUUAAUUUCAAGUUCAGCAGUUUUGCAUUAAUGAGUAAGAAUCGAGUUUAAUCGCCUCCAAGUUAUAACCUUUGACUAAAAAUUUCAACGUCUGUAACUAUGUUAACUUUGAUAAUCCAUAAACAAUCGACUGCGACCUCGACAAUUUUUCAUUUCGAUAAUUAUCGAGUUUCGAAUUUGAAGAAUUCGCCAACCGAUAAUCGUACGAUUUCUAAUUUGUCCCAAAAAUUUCCCUACCAAUAGUUAUUUAACUUGAAGAAGAAUUCCUUGACCGAUAAUUAUUGGAUUUGCAAUUUACCAAAAAUCAAAAAUUUACCAGCUGAUUUAACUGCUUGAAUUUCAAGUUGAAAGACUUCCAAGCUCAUAAUUAUUUGGCUCUCGAGUUCACGAAUUUUCCAAAUGAUAAUUAUUUCACUCGCGAUUCGAUUCAGCAACAAAAAUCCUGCAAUUGCAAAUAAGAAGACCGUCGAUUAAAAAGAUUAUUCGAAAUAAAAGAAAAACCGAUCUUCACCUCUGAAACGACCGAAAGCUCGAAUUACAAAGACGGAUCUAGAAAACGGGGAAGAGAACGAUCGUCUUCUCGACGAGGAGGAUUCUGUAGUUUCGAAAUUGAUUCGUCGUUCAGGACGUAGAAAAAUGCCUCUGAUGUUGAAGAUGGUGGAUGUAUUCGGCUCCUUGAGGUCUCUGUUUAAAAUUCAACGGAUCUCCGAGGACACUAUGAUAUUUCGACUGCAUUAUCGCGCAACGGUGGCGCUUUUGCUUGGUGGGUGUGUAACGCUGGCGUGCAAAAGUAUUUCCGGUUCGCCAAUCCACUGUGAGGCCUCAGGUUCCGUGGACAAAAUUGUUUUGGAAACAUUUUGCUGGCUACAUACCACGUAUAGUAUGGUGCACGCGUUUAAUAAGAGUUUGGGACAGGCAGUGCCUUAUCCUGGUGUUUCGAAUAGCAAAGGAGAUGGAAUGCACGGACACGCGUCGCACCCCUUGGUCAAACAGCACAAGUAUUAUCAAUGGGUCAUCUUCUUUCUAUUGUUGCAAGCGAUCCUGUUCUACACGCCUCGAUGGCUAUGGAAAGGAUGGGAGGGUGGCAAGAUUCAUGCUUUAAUGAUGGAUCUUGAUAUCGGUCUUUGUUCCGAAGUCGAAAAGAAGCAGAAGAAGAAAAUGUUGCUCGACUAUCUCUGGGAGAAUCUUCGACUUCACAAUUGGUGGGCAUACAGGUACUACCUCUGCGAACUUCUUGCCCUGCUGAAUGUGGUCGGUCAGAUGUUCCUGAUGAACCGGUUCUUCGAUGGUGCGUUCCUGACGUUCGGUAUCGACGUGCUCAGGUUCCUCGAGUCGGAUCAGGAGGACCGGAUCGAUCCGAUGAUUUACGUGUUCCCUAGAAUGACCAAGUGCACCUUCUACAAAUACGGCGUAAGCGGAGAGGUGGAGAGGCACGACGCCGUUUGCAUACUGCCCUUGAACGUCGUCAACGAGAAGAUCUACGUGUUUCUCUGGUUCUGGUUCCUCUUUCUCGGCAUGCUGAGCUUCGUCACGAUUUUAUACAGGAUCGUAAUUAUAUUUUCGCCAAGAACGAGAGUAUACCUUCUACGACUACGGUUUCGUUUGGUCAGGAGAGAAGCCGUGGAAACGAUAGUUCGGCGGAGCAAAGUCGGUGAUUGGUUUCUUCUCUAUAUGCUCGGCGAGAAUUUGGACACGGUGAUAUACCGGGACGUGAUGCACGAGCUGGCGAAUAAACUCGCCUCGAGACAUCAUCACAGUGUGCCCGGGAUCAAAGGGGAACUACAGGAGGCCUGAUCCAAGUUGCCUCGGAGUGCCACGGAAACCAGCGCGAUUCUCAAGGCAACGAGAAACUACUUUUCACCGGAAAAGUGCCACCUACUUCUGUUUUCCAGAGAUCCACGGACGAGCGAUCGAAUCAAACGGAUCGCUUUAUAUUCGUUAUUCGAAUCGUAUGUUUUUCCUUCCUUGUACUUUAGCACCGGUUCGAGGAUCGUUGGCGAAUUAUUUUUAUGAACGUUGUUCCAACGAGAGCAAUCUGUCAAUCGAUCGUGCUCGCGUAAAAGACAAAUUGCCAACAACGUGCCUUACGACGACUUUCCAUCGAUUUUCAAAGCAUUUGCACUACGCGUCGUUCGAAUUUGACUAAUUUAAAAAGUGACAGCACGGUGGAAGAAAAUCGUAUAACAAAUAUACGUAUAUAAAUAUUUGACAAAGUAAAGAAAUGUAUAUGGAUUUGACGGAUAGAUUGUCAACAAUUUCAAAUUGAAGGCGGACCAUUUUCUAAUUGGCGAACUAAUUGAAAACUGAUGGAUUAAUUUCUUCUAAAAGGAUAAAAGCGUAAAAGAAAAACGAAAAUGGUUCUUCUGUCAGUGAAAUUCAAAGUAUUAUGAAAAUGAAAAUGAAAAUGAAAAUGAAAAUGAAAAUACAGGUAUGUAUUUAUUCCCGUCGCCUAAAGUGUUCUACCUCGUACAGUCGCGUUGAAAGGCUGUAACUCUGCCAUUUUCUUUUUUUCGUAAAAUAUGCGUUAUUAGGCUCUUGCAGAUGAAAUGGCCGAAAUGUUUAGAAUUUUAUUGAAAGCAGUAUUUAUUGAUCGAAAUGUUUGAACUCGAUACGUUUUCACUAUCGCGGAACAAGAUCAGGAUUCAAGUAUGUCGUUACGACAUAAUGGGACAAUAUCGCCAGUCCCUGUAUAACACAACACAAAGAUUAAUCUAUUUAUAUUUAUAUAUACUUGAAGUAAACUGUUACGAUAUUAAAUCUUUUGUCGUUUGCUAAAAGUAUAGAAAUACAUAAAACCUUUUCUUCCCUUUUUUUAACCUCUUAACGUUCGCAAUUCGUCCCGUUACAACAAAAAGAUUUUUUAACAUUCUUUUUUGCUCGUAUGUUAAAUCUGUUUUGUUUGCGUUCAAAUGUUAUAUUUCUGGGUUUUACCUGAUGAUAGAAUGAAAGCCGCGAUUCAAAUGAUUUUCCUUCGUCCGUCGAUAUAUACGAUACAACUGUUACUUUUAAAACUACUUGCAUACAUAUUUGCAUGUUCGAUUCGUUUUAGCACUCGUAUUUCUAUAUUCAUAUAUAAUGAUCUUUAUCGAUAUAUACACAAUCGGUCACGCGAAAACCUACAUACAUCGACAUCGAGGAGACUGAAGACGCUUUAUCAGAAAAUUAUUUAUUACACUUGCAAAUAAUUGAACUUGCAACGUUCAAAAAUAUUCCUAACGGAAGUAAGCAAGUAAGGAAUCGUUAUAGAAUAUGUAUCUGACGAAUUAAUCGCGACGUUCGCAAGAUCAAGAUAUAUUUAACCGUUUGACGAUUUAUUUAUUCUAGACAUUAAAGUAAGGUAAAUUUUAGAACAAGUUUACUCGCAAAGAAUAGCCAUUUGAUAUGAUACAUUCAAUUUUUAUACAUUAAUCACACGAAAUCGGACGUAAAAGACUAUACAUCUGUAUAUCUUAUGUUGUAGUAUUCGUUACUAAAUUAAAAUUAAAUUACGCUGUGAAACGAAAUAUUCGCAGAAAUGUUGUAAUGGCUACUGAAAGAAUACACGCCAUUUUACGCGAAAAUAUAUUUGAAAUGUAUAAAAAAAAAAUAUAUAUAUAUAUAUAAUUAAUAUAUGUAUAUAAUAUAUAUAAUUAAAGGGUUUAAUUAAAAUUAAAUUGCCAGAAGGACGUACAACUAUUUAUGUUCCGUUUAUUUUAUUAUUUUAUAAAUUGCUUCGUUAUCUUAUCGAAUUAGUGUUACUUUUUACAUUCCUCCCGUAAUCAAUGAGGAUUGUUCUGUUCAAUCUUUUUCGAUACGUAUUCGCAGAAAGGGAUUUAGUUGCGAUGACUUUUGAAUAUAUUAUCGAGAUUAUCUAGCCGAGUAAUAUCGCUAUUAGCAAGUUGUUAUUGUAUUUAACGAUGUUUCGACAAAAGUACACAAUUUUCCGCACGUUAUUCUUACAUUUGACAGAGAGUGAAUAACCAAGAACAUUUUUUCUUUUUUCUUUCCUUUUUGAAGUAAACCAAGUAAUUCAGACCUAAAACCCUAAACUCGUUUCCGAUUAACUUCAAGUCAGAUUUUAACGUUUAUUAAAAAGUCAUUAUCGAAAUAAUUUUAUUAUAAACUUUUUUCGUUGAAUCUUCUUUUUUUUUUUUUUUUUAAUAACCGAAUAGCCAUAUCGUGUAUUUCAUUUAUUUUGAUAAUAUUAACAGUUUUCGCACAUUCGUCUAGUUUCUAUGUAAAAAUUAGCACUGUACACGCGUAGCACGAAUCGGAAUCACUGCGUUUUUCACGCACGCUACUAUCUAGGAUAGAAUUUUUCUAUCUUUUCUUUUCCUUUUUUCCUUCUUUCUUUUUCCUUUUUUCUUUUUUUCUUGUUGUUGUCGAUAACUUCUUUCAAUCGGUCGGGUGAUUCAUCUUUGCUAUUCAUAUUUUCCAACCUAUAUUUCUCAAAUUACCAGGUUACGUUGGCGAUGCCAACUUUAUGUAUAUGAUGUAUAUGAUGUAUCGUAUAUGAUGUAUAUGAUGUAUAUGAAUAGCUUCUAUAGCGAUGCGACCUCAAGUUCGCAUUAGAGUAUUGCUCAAAUGAUUUUAAUCCAUGAAUUUCUUUCAUACCCGUUUCAUAAUUGUUCAUCUUCUAGUGAAAUAAUGUAAAAGCAUCGAAGAGAGAAUGAAAGCGUCGGUCUUGUAUUUGGUUGGUUUUAAAUCUUAAAUUUUCACGCGUAAUAAAAAGUAUUAUUUGCUACUAUUCGAUAAUGCGUUAAAUAUUUAUUGCUAUUUAACGAUAUAUUUUAAAUGGGCCAUUUUAUAUGCAACGAUCUAAUACGUCAGUAGGGAUACAGGAUCAACAAGGAGAAUCACUGAAUCACGCUAAGCAAUUAUAUUUUUCUUUCACAAAGACUGUGUUAAUGUAAAGCGAAACCGCGAGAAUAACUUUUAACGGCAAUUCUUGAAGCAAAUGUAUUUUCCUUUAGAAAGUAAUUUAAUAAAUAUAUUAUAGUUUAUCAUGCUAAGAGGGAGGAAAUAAUAUUUACCAAGACCCGUUAAA